Molecule: messenger RNA, 2152 nt
Organism: Styela clava
Lineage: Eukaryota; Metazoa; Chordata; Ascidiacea; Stolidobranchia; Styelidae
Product: aromatic-L-amino-acid decarboxylase-like
Biological process (GO): carboxylic acid metabolic process; catecholamine metabolic process; amino acid metabolic process
Cellular component (GO): cytoplasm
Molecular function (GO): pyridoxal phosphate binding; aromatic-L-amino-acid decarboxylase activity
Source: RefSeq, a predicted model, not a curated record
UGUUUUAAAUUCUAAUUUGAUUAGAGCACUUUAGUUUAUAAAAUGCCAUUCUCAAACGAAGGAGAUCGAGUUGGACAUGGUGAAAUAAAAACAAGUAGAAUGGGAAUGUCUGAAGAUGAUUUUCGAAAUGCAGCUAACGAAAUGUCUGAAUAUAUCAUCAGUUAUUACAAAAGUCUGAAUGGGAGACAAGCCAUACCAUCAGUUACUCCUGGAUUUUUAACCGAUCUGCUACCCAAAGAUCCACCAAACCGGCCCGAAAACUGGGAAAAAUUAUUUGUUGAUCUUGAAAAAGUUGUUAUGAGGGGAAUGAGUCACUGGCAAUCUUCAAACUUUUUUGCGUACUUUCCUACCGGAACUAGUUAUCCCUCGAUUCUUGCAGAUAUGCUCUCGAAUGCUGUAUCAAGCGUUGACUUAAGCUGGGCAUCGUCUCCCAUAAGUACGGAAAUGGAGGCUACAGUCCUGGGUUGGUUAGGGCAAGCAAUCGGAUUACCAGAUUGUUUUAUACAUUCAAAAGUUGGACCUGGAUACGGAGUGAUUCAAGGUUCUGCAAGCGAGGCAACACUUAUGACGUUGCUAGCAGCAAGAUCUAAAAAGCUGUCGCUAUUGAGUAAUAAAUAUCCAGAAAAAUCGCAAUACGAGUUAUUGUCAAAGUUGGUUGCAUACUCCUCCAAAUAUAGUCAUUCAUCGGUAGAAAGGGCAUGUCUAAUGGGAAUGGUACAAUUGCACAAAUUGCCUGUGGACGAAAAUAUAUCAGUGACUAAGCAAAUUUUGGAAGAAGCAAUAAAAAUAGAUAUGGAGAAUGGAAAAAUUCCCUUUUACGUUUGUGCAACAUUGGGAACCACGUCAUGCGUUUCAUUUGAUGACCUAAGUGGGAUCGGAGAAGUUUGCGCGGAAGAGGAUAUAUGGCUUCAUGUGGACGCUGCUUAUGCCGGAUGUAGUUUCGUGUGUCAGGAAUUCCGUCAUCAUAUGAAAGGAAUAGAGAUGGCAAGUUCCUUCAAUUGCAGUCCGCAUAAGUGGUUGAUGGUUAACACUGAUUGUUCGGUUCUCUGGGUGAAAAACAAUAAAGAUUUGCUUGAAGCUUUCAAAAUGCAGCCUGAAUAUGCGAGACAUCCGGAAGAUGACGUAACUAUUGAUCACAGGCACAUGCGAGUCGCAUUUGGUUGCCGAUUUCGUUCUUUAAAACUUUGGUUCGUAUUUCGACUGAUUGGAGUCGAUGGUUUAAAACAAAAAAUCAGAGACGACGUCAAGAUGGCAAAAUUAUUUGAAACAUACGUCAAAAAAGACAAACGAUUUGAAGUUGUUUUUCCAGUACAUUUGUCACUUGUGUGCAUUCGCUUGAAAGUUUCGGAGGAUCCGAAGGUAAAUAAAAGUAUCAAUGUUGAACUUCUGAAAAGAAUCAAUCAAGCAAAAGAGAUUUAUUUAGUUCCCAGUGAAGUUGAAGACGUUUGUUUCCUCAGGAUAUCUGUUGGCACUGUAGCUUGUGAUGAAAAUGCCAUAAAGAAUUGCUGGAAUGUUAUACAAAAGCAUGCGGAUUUGAUAUUUAGGAAUUCAUUAGAAAACGGUUCGAUGUAGCCUUAAAACAGAAUUAUUACGUUAUGUUUUAUUAAGCAAGAAACUUGUUGAUUCAAGGGCCAGAUUGCUAUUUAAAAAGAUUUGGUUUUACGUCACAACUCAAAAAUAGCGCCAUCGAUGUUAUGCUACGGUUCACAUCAUCAGAAGGCGUUUACUAAGAUUUUAUUUGAUUCGUGUUUUCUUUUGAAAGAUCUAGGACAGGUCAUAUUUAAACAGAUGCAUUCAAUUUGAAAUAUUAAUUUGUGAUUUAUGCUUACAAACAUUAUUAUAUUGAAUAUAUAAACUUUUAGUCAUAGUUCUGUACAAAACAAUAAUAUUAAUUGAACAUACAAGUAGUAUGUUCUGCAUUUAGUAACAUUUUUAAGUCAUGUGGUCGUAAUUUCUAUUAUUCUUGUGUGAAUUUAUCACUUGAAAAAGUGAAGCAUAUAAAUUACUUGAUAGUGUUGAUAAAAAAAUUCAGGAAAUUUCGUUUUUACUGAUAACAUGCAUAUUCUCAUUCAAAUUUGUGUUUAAUCUAAUACUUGAAAAGUCUUUAUCAAGAAUGAAAUCAAUCGAAGCGAGUAAAAUAAAAGCUUGUUAU